AUGAGGAAAUGUGGACAGUCUUCUGAUUCCCGACAGAGUAGUAAUUUAUCAUCGGGCAGUAAACAAAUCGUAAUGCCACCACUGUGGUCAGAAUCGUCGUUGUUGUUUGGUGGACGUAGAGCGCGGUAUUCACCUUUGACACUAAGCAAUAUUGAUGGAAUGGAGAAGAUUCCGCAUCGAAUAGUAAUGCUUGGUGAUUACUCCAGUGGUAUUGGUUUGCUAAGAAGUGAAUUGGCACAGUUAAAUUAUUUUGAAGAUAUCCCAUUCUCUGAUGCCAAAUAUUGCACAACAAUAACGCAGGAUGGACAGGAGCUGCAGAUGUGGCUCUUUGUUGAUUUGCAUAAUUUUGAAUUGUUUUGCAAACAGUGCACCGAAAGUAUCGAUUGCUGCAUAGCGUGCUAUUCGAUCGCAAAUGAGCAAACCUAUCGGAGUGUCAUCAAAAAAUGGCUUCCUGAAUUUACAAAUAACUACCCUGGAAAACCAAUCAUCCUAUGCGCAUUGAACGAUUGCGAAAUAUGCACAUGUGGUAGCGGCAUUCAUGAAACGAGAUUUCAGCAUGAUUUCAAUUUUUGCAGCAAUCACCUCACUCAAAUCGACAUUUCCAUCUUCGAUAAGGUACGAUCAGCAUGGUACAAUCAUACUGCAAUUUAA
Loa loa (African eye worm) is the source of this 651-nucleotide messenger RNA. RefSeq lists its product as hypothetical. The record is from RefSeq and is a predicted model, not a curated record. Lineage: Eukaryota; Metazoa; Nematoda; Chromadorea; Rhabditida; Onchocercidae. The transcript has 4 exons. Gene Ontology annotation, molecular function: GTPase activity; GTP binding. Bases 1 to 651 code for a protein of 216 amino acids.